UCCCCUCUCGGACGGACGGACGGACGACCCCCACGGCCCCCAGCCCGGGCCCGGCCUCGUCGGGUGGAUCUCUCGGCUGGGCAGCUGGGUGGUGAGGGCACAGAGCUGAGUGGCUGCCAAGUCCGUGCCCCCCAACACCCCCCAGCACCCCCGGAGGAUGAACAUCCUGGCACCAGUGCGGAGGGACCGCAUCCUGGCGGGGCUGCCCCAGUGCAUGCGGCAGGAGGCCGCCCUGCACACCCACGGAGACUUCCACCCUCGCGUCAGCAAUGCCUGCCAGGAGCAGAGAACGGGCACCGUGGGCAGGUUUAAGAUCUCCAAAGUCAUUGUGGUGGGGGACCUGUCUGUGGGGAAGACUUGCCUGAUAAACAGGUUCUGCAAGGACACCUUUGACAAGAAUUACAAGGCCACCAUCGGGGUGGACUUCGAAAUGGAGAGAUUUGAGGUGUUGGGUGUCCCCUUCAGCCUGCAGCUCUGGGACACCGCGGGACAGGAGCGAUUCAAGUGUAUCGCGUCCACUUACUACCGCGGGGCCCAAGCCAUCGUCAUUGUGUUUGAUGUGAACAACGUUGCCUCUCUGGAACACACCAAGCAGUGGCUGGCCGAUGCCCUGAAGGAGAACGAUUCCUCCAACGUGCUGCUCUUCCUCGUGGGCUCCAAGAAGGAUCUGAGUACACCGGCCCAGUAUGGGCUCAUCGAGAAGGAUGCUGUCCGCGUGGCCCGGGAGAUGAAAGCGGAGUACUGGGCUGUCUCCUCUCUCUCUGGGGAGAACGUGCGUGAGUUUUUCUUCCGCGUGGCGGCCCUGACCUUUGAGGCCAACGUGCUGGCAGAGCUGGAGAAGAGCAGUGCCCGGCGCAUCGGGGAGGUUAUCCGAAUCAACAGCAAUGACAGGGACCUGUAUCAGACGACGGGCAAGAAGAAAGCCAAGUGUUGCCAGUGAGCAGCAGGUCCCCAGGAUCCCUCAGGGCCCGGACCAGCCCGGAGUGGAGUUCUGCAAUGGCCCCGGCCCUGCCCCCACUAGCCACCCUCAACCCUCCAGAGCCUGGUUGGACUUGGGUCAGCACAAAGCCAUCCUGACCAGGUCGGGGAAGAAUCCGGGUGGACUCUCAGGCCCCGGCAGUUCCCCGUUUGGGACGGAAGUGAGCCGGGCCCAGGUGGGAAAAGUCUGGAACUACCCUACUGGGGGGCCGCUCUGGAGCCUGGCAGCUGACCCAAGGGCUUCUAGAUCCUCAAGGCAACUUUAUGCAACAAGCACCACUCCGCUCACCUCCGGCGUGGCUCCCAAUCGCUUCCAGUUUGACCGCGCCCCGGUUGCCUCUCCAACUCACGGUUGGCGUGGGCAGCCUCCGGUGCCAGACUGGACAGGGGAGGGGCAGCUCUGGGCCUAGCUUGGCCCUGGAUUCCUAGCAAACCCAGAGCUCUGAGGCUGGAGCCAGGGUGCCUGCCCCGGGCUGGACUGAUCAAUAUUUGCACUGUACUUUUUUGCAGACCAAAGAGCUGACCCUUCUGCCAGGGGAAAGCACCUGCUGGGCAUUGGCACUGCCAUGGCGUUGUUCCUCCUUCUCUGCCCCGUUCCCCCCCCACCCCACCCGGGGUACAGCUCAGCAGGCCAAACUAUGGGGCCGGAGGGGUCACUGAGCUUGGCUGAGUCCCCAGGCACCAUCAAGCUAUGGCAGAACUGCCCCGGAAACCACCCUCCCCCUGCCUCUCUCAUGCAAUAAAAUCCUGUUUGUACUCAG
Tachyglossus aculeatus (Australian echidna) is the source of this 1739-nucleotide messenger RNA. RefSeq names its product RAB34, member RAS oncogene family (gene RAB34). The transcript has 11 exons. Gene Ontology annotation, biological process: endocytosis; phagosome-lysosome fusion. Gene Ontology annotation, molecular function: GTPase activity; GTP binding. Lineage: Eukaryota; Metazoa; Chordata; Mammalia; Monotremata; Tachyglossidae. The record is from RefSeq and is a predicted model, not a curated record. Bases 158 to 940 code for a protein of 260 amino acids.